UGGUUGGGUUCCAGACUAACUGGUUGAGUUGCAGACUAACUGGUUGGGUUGCAGACUAACUGGGUGGUCUGAAGACUAACUGGUUGGGUUCCAGACUAACUGGUUGGCUUGCAGACUAAAUGGUUGGGUUCCAGACUAACUGGUUGAGUUGCAGACUAACUGGUUGAGUUGCAGACUAACUGGUUGAGUUGCAGACUAAGUGUUGCUCUGAAGACUAACUGAUUGGUUUGCAGACUAACUGGUUGGUCUGAAGACUAACUGGUUAGGUUGUAGACUAACUGGUUGGUCUGAAGACUAACUGUUUGGGUUCCAGACUAACUGGUUUGGUUCCAGACUAUCUGGUUGAGUUGCAGACUAACUGGUUGAGUUGCAGACUAAGUGUUGCUCUGAAGACUAACUGAUUGGUUUGCAGACUAACUGGUUGGUCUGAAGACUAACUGGUUAGGUUGUAGACUAACUGGUUGGUCUGAAGACUAACUGUUUGGGUUCCAGACUAACUGGUUUGGGUUCCAGACUAUCUGGUUGAGUUGCAGACUAACUGAUUGGUUUGUAGACUAACUGGUUGGUCUGAAGACUUAACUGGUUGGCUUGCAGACUAACUGGUUGGGUUCCAGACUAACUGGUUGAGUUGCAGACUAACUGGUUGGGUUGCAGACUAACUGGGUGGUCUGAAGACUAACUGGUUGGGUUCCAGACUAACUGGUUUGGUUCCAGACUAUCUGGUUGAGUUGCAGACUAAGUGUUGGUCUGAAGACUAACUGGUUGGUUUGCAGACUAAGUGUUGGUCUGAAGACUAACUGGUUGGUUUGCAGACUAAGUGUUGGUCUGAAGACUAACUGGUUGGUUUGCAGACUAAGUGUUGGUCUGAAGACUAACUGGUUGGUUUGCAGACUAAGUGUUGGUCUGAAGACUAACUGGUUGGUUUGCAGACUAAGUGUUGGUCUGAAGACUAACUGGUUGGUUUGCAGACUAAGUGUUGGUCUGAAGACUAACUGGUUGGUUGGAAAUCUUUGUUCUUGUUUUGGUGACCUGUCUGGUUCUUCUGUCUUGUUACUAAGUUGAUGCACACCUUGCAGCCAAUCACAAUCCAGUAUUCUCAGUACUAUAUUUAUACCACAGUGGCACCAUGUAGUAGUACUACAGUACUACACUCUAUUAAAUUAUACUACUCCGUACUGUACCACACAUACUGACCUCCACUUGACAUACUAUAGUAUACUGCAGUGUACUUUUAUACUGUACAAUACAGCACAAUUAUAAUAUACAAUACUGUGUAUAUUCUGGAUAACCAGUCGGUCUCGCUCCCUGUAGGACUGGGUAAACUGGAUAAUCCGGCCCUGAUGCAGCAGUGGUUCCAGUUGGUCCAGCAGAAAAACUCUCUGGUUCGAUAUGAAUCUGAACUCAUGAUUUUUGCUCGGGAGUUGGAGCUGGAGGACCGACAGAGUCGACUGCAGCAGGAGCUCAGAGAGCGGAUGGCCGUGGACGACCACCUGAAGGAGGACUGGGAGCUGCUGGAAGAGCGUCUGAUCCUGGAGGAGAUGUUGGAGGUGGUGGAGCAGAGAGACUCCCUGGUGUCUCUGCUGGAGGAACAAAGAGUGCAGGAACGGCAGGAGGACCAGGACCUUGAGGAGGUCAUGAUGAACCGAGGAAUGGGACUCAGCUGGACCUGAACCUGGGGGGUUUUCUGUAAAAACCUGAACUGGUCUGCAUUGAUGUCAUAAUAACUACAAAACUGACUUUAUCGAAGAUUGAUGUCAAAACCAUUUCACGUUACUGUGAUUCCAUGAAACCAGGAAAACCUUCCCAACAGUCCAGACCUGUUUCUGGACCUGAUCUGAAGCGGACUUGUGGAAACCCAAACCAAACUUCUUCCGUCUUCCUUCUUCUUCCAAUCAAAUGUGCCGGGUCAGACCCAGAACAAUAGCUUCCCAACUGAGUUUGACUAAUUGUUCAAUAAAUUAACUGAAUAAAUUUAAAUGAAGUCCUUUGUGAUGUCGGACAUCAGACCUGAUGAGUCUGCAACAGUUUCUGACACUGGAUGUUAGCUAAUAAGCUACAAUAGCUUCCCCUCUUUUGACUCUCCGGCUUGCCGUCCUGUCAGGAUGGCUUGCUGGGUAAAUGCAGCUGGUGUGUGAACUCGGCACGUCUCUUUAAAAUUAAACACCAGAAUUUAAAAAGUUUAAAUAAACUAAAUUAUGUUUAAACUAGUUGUUCUGACGGUUAGCAUAUCCACCAGCCAGCAGGGGGCGCUGCUCGGUUACUGUCAGUCACCUCCAUUGGAACCAUUUAGAUCUCUUUUGAUCCAACAACACAUGGAGCACGUGGCGUUUGCUGUUGAGCUAAUCCCUAACAUGCUAGUUUGAUGGAAACAUGCUAGUGCUAGCCAGCCAUAAUAGCCUGCCAAAUUAGCUAGCACGCGUGACGUAGUGCUAACUACCAGUUAGGGGAGCAUCUAUGUUCUGUAUGUUCUUAUUAUGAAACAUUAAGAGACCUUCAAAGGAUUUUAUGUUCGCAGCAACUCGCUCCUCUCCUGGCCUCACCUGAACCCGGUCUGUCCUGGUCUGAACUGCUGUAAAUCACCCCCUACUGUAUUCCCUGUCGUCAGUCUGGCCUCCGUCGGUCUCAAAGACUGUGUUCGGACCCAGUCCAUGUUCACAGGGAGGCUGCUGAGCCUGGUUCCCUAGUGCGCUCAAUCGGCUCCGGUCUGGUACUAAGUCUAGCGCCCCUCUCCUCGCCCUGGGCCUUAAAACCUCCUCCUCCCAGAGGUCCAAAGCUCCCGUACUAGUGGCGUAAACCAACACCGACCCUCCCCCGGUGCUCCGAUCUCCCAGGCCGGGUAGAGUUUCAGGUUUUAGUUGCAGACUGAAGGGGCCCCAGUUUUUUCCAGGUGAAAUGUUCAGUUUGUGUUUCCCCAGGUCAGGAUGUUGGAGUUAGUUUGUAGCCUACUGAUGUUCCUCUCCCUCUAACCCAAACCCUGAGAUUGUGGCGAAGACUUUAGACGCUGUCCACAGUGGCUGAACAGAUUUUUACCACUGCAUUUAAACCGUCCACCCCGCUUCGAUCUUUGAAAUAGGACCCUGGGAGCUCAGGGCUGAGCCGCCUGUACAGCAUCUUACAGACUUCAAACCCGUCCUGAGUACAGAAGUGCUUCUGCACACAAGAACACAAAUGACUUCCUGUAACCAGAGUAACUGUGUGUGGUGACCGGGCUUCAGCUGUGUUGGUGUUUAAUCAAAGAUUCAGUAUUAAAUCGAGGUUCAGCAGGUUAUUAAAGUUAUUCUGACAUUUUGAUUACUGUGCCAACUUCAUCAGCUGUUGAUCAGUUCUACCAAACUUCACCUAUCAGCCUUACUUCACCUGAUCACCUGAUCAAUAUGUGUUUAUUAAUCCUGUUCAUGUAAAAC
Micropterus salmoides (largemouth bass) is the source of this 3404-nucleotide messenger RNA. RefSeq names its product protein-methionine sulfoxide oxidase mical3b-like. The coding region runs from base 1341 to 1670 and encodes 109 amino acids. The record is from RefSeq and is a predicted model, not a curated record. NCBI's taxonomy places the organism in Eukaryota, Metazoa, Chordata, Actinopteri, Centrarchiformes, Centrarchidae. The transcript has 3 exons.